Messenger RNA from Salvelinus sp. IW2-2015, 2401 nucleotides. The record is from RefSeq and is a predicted model, not a curated record. Lineage: Eukaryota; Metazoa; Chordata; Actinopteri; Salmoniformes; Salmonidae.
GAGAGGUCUCUGUGCCUGUGUAACGGCCGUCUGAAGAAGAAGUGGACCAAAGCGCAGCGUGGCCUGUAUAAGAUGCACUGGAACCCGGAGCAUGCCCAGUCCCUCAGCCAGUGGCCUGAGCAGCACCUGGAUGUGUCCUCCACCACCUCCUCACCGGCCCACAAGUCUGAGCUUUACGCCGCUGGCCGCGCCCACGGCCGAGGUGGCUCCGCCCACGGCUACGCCUGGGCCAAUGAUGACAUCUCAGCCCUCACCGCCUCCAACCUGCUGAAGAGCUACGCAGAGAAGUACUGUGAUGUUCUAGACUUGCCAUACGACCGUCCACCGGGGCCCACUGUAGGGACCUACCCAGAGCCAGGGGCUUUCGGGGGCCUUAUUGGCCUCAAGACUGAGCUGGAACCCUGGCCCCUGAGCCACAGUGCAGAGGGGCUCUAUCCCGGGUCCCUGGACGGUCUGUCGGGCCCGAAGGCCGGGGCCACAUCAGCAGGGCCACCAGGGGCCAGCAAUAUGUCGGGGGUCAACAGUAACCUCUCAGAGUCUUGUUAUAGUGGUAGCAGCUCCUCCUCUGGCUCUCACUCAGGUGACUACAACCGCCCCAGCUACAACGGUACCUACGUCUCGCCUGGCUACUGCCCCCAGCCCCCCUCAGCACUGCCCCCUGCCUCCCUCCAACACCCCCUCCAGCCCACACCCACCCUGUUGCCCAGCUACUCCCUCUCCACCUCGGUCUACAACUACCCCCCCAGCAGCUACCCCCACCAGCCCGGCCUGGGCCCCACCUACAGCCACCCCUCUGCAGGGUACUUACCCCCGGGGCUGGCCGCCCCCACUCCCCUCCCCUCCCGUCCCACCGUGGUCGGGGGUAGCUACGGCUACCAGGAAUCCGGAGGUGGGUUGAAGAGGAAGGCGUUUGAGAUGUCAUUAGACGAGGAGGAGGAUGGCUCUAGAUACAGUAAGUAUACAGGCUACGACCCAGUGAAGCCCGGAGGAGGGGACUCUCUCUCUCCCUACAGAGUGGGAGAUAAAGAAAACAGUGGCUUCACCGCGGGCAGCACAGAUCCCCAGACCUUCAAGCCCAGUAAGCCCUCCUCCCAGCCCCUCGUGUCCCCUCCGUACAGGGUGGCUUUAGCAGGGGACUACAGCCCACCAGCAGGGAUGACUGGGGAGAACGUAGGAGGAGGAGGGGGGUCAGAGAACCAGGGCUUCAUCCAACAGCAGCACCACUCCUCCCUGGCCCACAACAAUAAACUCCCCUCCCUGCAUGGCCAGGGCCAGCCUGGGUCUGGACCAGGGGAGUCGGGCAGCCUGAAGAGCCCAGACCGCAGGCUUCUGGAUCUAGUCAACGGGGAGGUGCUGGACUGUAGCCCGGCCCUGCUAUGGGGGGAGCUGGCUGGGCUGACCCACGUCAAGGCUGCCCUGGAGGAGGAGCUGCUGUGGCCCUGUCUUAGGCCCAGCCCCGCUGUCCGCCCCCCAGCCACCGUUCUGUUAUUCGGCCCCCGGGGAGGCGGGAAGACCACCCUAGCACGCUCCAUGGCCUCCCAGCUUGGGGCCUCCUUCUAUAGGCUCAGCGGGGCCAUGUUAGCCUCUAAAGGCAAGGCUGAGGCUGAGGGGAUCCUGGGGGCCACACUGCAGGUGGCGGGGUCGAGGCAGCCCUCCGUGGUGCUGCUCAGUGAGGUGGAGGCUAUGGAGAAGGAGGAGGGGCUGAGGCAGGUGUUGCUAUCUGCCCUGGAGAAGGCCCAGAUGGAGUUAGGGUUGGCGGGAGCUGGGCUGGUGAUCAUGGUGUGUGCCACCGGUAGGCCGGACCUGCUCCAGGAUGCUGUGCAUCGGAGCUUCGCCAAGCGCUACCACGUGGGCCUGCCAGAUGCUUUUUACACAAAGCCGAGUUGAGCGCAACGUGCAUCUCGAUAGUGAGUUAGGAUUCCAUCCAAAGAUCCUGGUUAUUCGUUAUCCAAGACAUAAAUCAGUAAUGUGUUGUCAAGGUGACAUGGUCCAAGGAAAUGGAUAAUCAGGGUCCUGUUCAUGAGGCACCAAACAAAAUAAAACAUACAGAAACAGGGAAGGAACAACCUGGAUUUGUCCAAUAAGAAAAACGUAUUUUCGAUUUCCGUUGCAAAACAGACUGAAUAGGGGCAGGACUACCUGGACUCGUCCAACAUAGAACACACAUUUUUGUUUUCCAUUGCAAAUCUUUUUAAAACGUUUGCCCUAAUGAACAGGACCCAGGGUUGGGAGAACCCCCUGUCGACUGACUGCUACUCUCAGGACUUUAUUCAUUACCAGUCCUCUCCUGUGGGGUUUUAGAUGUCAUUACCUUAUUCAUUACCAGUCCUCUCCUGUGGUGUUUUAGAUGUCAUUACCUUAUUCAUUACCAGUCCUCUCCUGUGGUUUUUAGAUGUCAUUA